Schistosoma margrebowiei is the source of this 1640-nucleotide messenger RNA. The record is from the annotation of a GenBank genome assembly. NCBI's taxonomy places the organism in Eukaryota, Metazoa, Platyhelminthes, Trematoda, Strigeidida, Schistosomatidae.
AUGGAUGAGAAGUACGACAUUAUUGUGCUUGGUACUGGUUUAAAGGAAUGUAUACUCAGUGGUUUGAUGUCCGUUGAAGGAAAAAAGGUCUUGCACAUGGAUAGGAACAACUAUUAUGGUGCAGACACUACGUCAGUUACACCACUCGAAGCACUUUUCCAAAGGUUCAAUGUAAAUGCAGGUCUUCAAGCAUUUGGCCGAGGAAAGGACUGGAACGUCGACUUGAUUCCAAAGUUCUUAAUGGCUGAUGGAAAAUUAGUAAAAUUACUUGUUCAUACUGGUGUUACUAGGUAUCUUGAGUUUAAAAGUAUUGAGGAGAGCUAUGUAUUCGACAAAAAUGCGAUUCAUAAGGUUCCAAGUAGCUCAAGCGAAGCUUUUUCAACAAGCUUGGUUUCCUUAUUUGAGAAAAUGAGACUCAAGAGUUUCCUGCAAUGGGUUUUGGAUGUCGAUCCUGAUAAACCCGCAACUUGGACUACUGUAUAUCCUCCACCCAAAAGUGUAAAAAAGGAUUCUAUUGAUGUGGCCUUUUCACACUUCGGUGUUAAUGAGACUACUAAGACUCUCGUCGGUCACGCUAUUUGUCUGUAUACAGACGAUUCUUACAGACAAAAAGCACCAGCUAUCGAAGUCAUCUCCAAAAUGCAGCUUUAUUAUCGUUCGGUCAAUCGGUUUGGCAAAUCUCCAUAUCUUUAUCCUCUUUACGGUUUAGGGGAAUUGCCCCAAUCUUUUGCUCGACUUAGCGCGGUAUAUGGAGGUACAUAUAUGCUUGAAAAACCAGUGGAUGAAAUUGUGAUUGAGGAUGGUAAAGUUGUUGGGGUGAAGUCUGAUGGUGAAACCGCACGUUGUGAAAAAGUAAUAUGUGAUCCUAGCUAUGCUCCAAAUCGCGUCCGAAAGUGUGGUCAGGUUGUUCGUGCCAUAUGUAUUUUAAACCAUCCCAUUCCAAAUAUCAAGAAUGCUCUUUCAUCACAAAUAAUCAUUCCUCAAAACCAAGUUGGUCGACGUCAUGAUAUAUAUGUUUCGUGUGUCUCUCAUCCACAUUACGUAUGCCCAGAAAAAUUCUUUGUUGUCUUAGUGGCAACAACUGUAGAAACAUCAAAUCCACACCAAGAACUUCAACCUGGUUUACAAUUACUUGGACGUAUUGAACAUAUUUUCUAUUCGGUAGCAGAUUUAUUCGAACCUGUAGAUGAUGGUAGAUCAAGUAAUAUAUAUAUUUCAAAGAGUUACGAUGCAUCAACUCACUUCGAAAGUACAUGUACUGAUGUGUUGGAAAUGUACGAACGAAUAACUGGAAGUCCAUUUGACUUCAGUAAAGUUACAAGAAAUUUGGAAGAUGAUUCAUAACAAUUAUAUUGUCACCAUAAAUUAAUCUCCCACUAAAUAAAUGGAAACAAUUGCAACAAUAAUAAUCCCAAUAAUUAUUACCUUCGUUAUUUAAAACUUAUUGACAUUAUUGGUCUACUACUUUGUUUUCUUUUUUUUCUUAAUUCACUCUGUUGUUCAUUCCAACCAUUGCUACUAACAUUACUGUGUGCGAACGACCUCAUACUGUUACACAACAGUGACAUGUUUUUGUUUAUGUUCACUUUCUAUUAUGUUCUACCAUUGAUUCAUUAUUUUUUAACCAUUAUUCAAAUAUU